Molecule: messenger RNA, 540 nt
Organism: Abrus precatorius (Indian licorice)
Lineage: Eukaryota; Viridiplantae; Streptophyta; Magnoliopsida; Fabales; Fabaceae
Exons: 2
Coding region: 1-540 (179 amino acids)
Source: RefSeq, a predicted model, not a curated record
AUGCUAAUGAAGCAGUUGGAGAUGACUGAUCUGGGCCCCUUAUCCUACUUCCUUGGCAUUGAGUUCAAGGAAAUAGAAGCUAGAAUUUUUAUGCAUCAAGGCAAGUAUGUUGAAGACUUGUUGAAGAAGUUCAACAUGUUUGAAUUCAACAUGGCAGUCACACCAGCUAAGACAAGAUUGGUUAUGAGUCUGAAGAGUGAAGGUGAACAUGUUGAUGCUACACUCUACAAGCAGAUUGUAGGGUCCUUGAGGUACUUGUGUAAUACAAGACCUAAUCUAGCCUUUAGUGUUGGCUUAACUAGUAGGUACAUGGAGGCUCCAAAGACACCACAUAUGAUGGUUGCUAAGAGAAUUUUGAGAUACAUCAGGGGCACCAUGAAUUAUGGUUUAUGGCUUGGAAAACUUCUUAAAGAGUUGAAGAUCCAAGAAGCAAAUCCAAUGAACCUAUUUGUGGACAACAAUUCUAUAAUAAACCUUGCAAAACAUCCAGUUAACCAUGGAAACAGCAAGCAUAUUGAGACAAGAUAUCACUGUAUAUGA